Molecule: messenger RNA, 438 nt
Organism: Dictyostelium discoideum AX4
Lineage: Eukaryota; Evosea; Eumycetozoa; Dictyosteliales; Dictyosteliaceae
Exons: 3
Coding region: 1-438 (145 amino acids)
Source: RefSeq, a predicted model, not a curated record
AUGAAAGUUCUUGUUAAACAAUUAAUGAGUAAAUCAUUAUUUACUAUUAAUUUAGAUACAACUUUAGAUGUUGCCUUAAAAAGUUUAAAUGCCAAUUCAAUUCAUAGAUUACCAGUAGUUGACAAUGACGGUAAUCUAAAAGGAAUUAUCACAGAUAGAGAUUUAAGAUUAGCAACUGAUUCACCAUUUCUUCCAGAGAAUAAUGAAGAUAGAUUGGAAAAAUUAAGACUUCACAAAGUUUCUUCUAUUAUGAAACAAAAUCCAGUUACUAUCGAAGAUUUUUCUCCAGUUGUAGAGGCAGCAAAAUUAAUGAGAGUUACAAAUGUAGGAGGAUUACCCGUAUUAGAUAAAAAAGGUCGUUUAAUUGGAAUGGUAACAAGAUCUGACCUAUUGGACUUAUUAAUUAAAGUUUUAGAGCCAGUACCACCACAAAGUUAA